Gryllus bimaculatus (two-spotted cricket) is the source of this 2026-nucleotide messenger RNA. NCBI's taxonomy places the organism in Eukaryota, Metazoa, Arthropoda, Insecta, Orthoptera, Gryllidae. The record is from the annotation of a GenBank genome assembly.
CACGCGAGGCCCAGCCGGCGCAUGCGCACCUGCGCCGCCGCACCGCAGGCGCUGGUAUUGCGCACUCGCCGCGCCGCCUGCCAGUGGUCGCUGCGCCGAGAGGGACACCGAGCGGGCAACCGGCAGCUAGCGCGUCUGGCGGCUGGAUUUGCUUCUUUUCAGGCAGAGGCGAUGAGUCUUCCGUGGGCGCUGCGGCUGCUGCUGCCGCUGGCCGCGCUGCUGGCGGCCUUGCUGCAGGCGGCGCAUGCGCAGGUGGUGGAGGCCAACGCCGGCGCCGGUGGGGGCGCCGUCUACGUCUCCAACGGCGGAGGCGGUGGAGACAAAUACUAUGGCCAAUGGAGUAUUGGAGAUAUGACAUGUUACAUUGCCAGGGACCGGGUCAAUGGGGUUUUGAAAGUUGUUAAACAAUGCAGAAAUGGCUUUCUAGGUGCCUACCAUGAUAUGACACCGGAAGAAGAAGCAAUGAUAGAUUCUGAGAUUAAAAGACUAGAGGAACAAAAAAGAAUAAUGCAAGAAAAGAUAGCAGAAAGCAAUGCUAUUUUGCAAAGUACUAUGCGUUCAAUGAAUAAUCAGAUACAAAGAAGCAUGCAAGGAUUUAAUAAUUACAUGCAUGAAAUGCAACAGAUGAUGCAACAGCAGUUUCAGAAUGCAUUUGAAUCGUUCCUAAGUGGAACUCUCCUUUCAAGAAUUAUUCCAUCAUUGAAAAUCAAAGGCACAGUGAAAAUAUUGUCAGGUGUUCAUCCAUAUUCCGGUAUUCACCCAUAUGUUAAUACACUCUGAACAUGGAUGAAUUACGUUCUUGUAUAACUACCAUAUUUUUGCAUUGUUAGACCAUUGCGAUGCAUACGUAUGUUGGUAUCAUGUAAGACUGUAAGUCUUCAUGGUUGGUAUAAUGAAGAGGUAGAACCAUGAUGCAAUUCCAAAUCGUGUAAGCUGUACGACGAGCAAUUUGGAGGUUAUAAAGUGAAGGAGGUUAUAAUUAUUCUCUUGAUUGACAAAUAAUUGAUAAUCAUGGCAAUUACGUUGUGGAAUCUGUAUGAAGCAUCACUUUUAUGUCUGAAUGCAAUUUGUGUUCUUCAUGAAGAAAGAUUUUUAGCCAAAAUUGGAUGGAGUGCUCAUCAAAAUAUACAAGGAUUCGGGGAACAACCAACUAUUAAAAAUCAAAUUUUAAAUUUAGUUCGUUCAAUCAGGAUGGUUACCAGAAUUCCUUUGAUAUUCUUAAAUAUAUUAACAAUAUUAGUGAAGCUAAUAUUAGGAUGACUUCUACAGUUUUCAAAGGACACUUUGUGUUUUCUGAACCAAAAACUAAUGAUGAAUUAUGCAAUAAAAAGAGGAUUUUUGGAAUGUUUUAGGCCCUUUGGAAAUUGUGGUGCAAUAAGUAAAUUCAAGUGUGCAAUCAACAGUAACAUCAGUAUACAAUUGUGCAGUUGCUCUUUCAAACAGUAUGUAUUAUUACUAGAAUACCCAAGUUACAGUGAACUUCUUUCCAUUGGGAUUUGAUCAAAUUCAGAUUUAAUACAUGAGAACAAAAAAUUGCUGUGGUAUUAAAAGGGAGUGCCUUUAUGAUAUGCAGAAGUUGUACAUUGUGUAUUAAGCAUUUAUAUGUACAGGAGAGUGAUUGUUUUUCAACAGGAAUGAACUGCAAUAAACCAUUAAAUAUGAAAAUACUACUUUAUUGAUAAAUUUAUUUUUAAUAUGUACAUGUAGUUUUAUUUGAAUACUAUCAUAAGGAUAAAUGCGGCAGUUAUUUGCCGUAUUCUGUAAUUCCUUGUUUGUUGUUCCGUUUUCGUAAAACAAGUGAAGAAGAAAUCCUUAAAAGCAUUUAUUGCAUUAAAACAUUUUUUGUUAGGAAUGUGACAUCCCAGCAGAUUACUGUGCUAGAGAAUAAUUAGGAAGGUUUACAUUUAUUCAGUCAAAAAAACAGUAAAAACUUUAUGUGACGUAGGGGGGAAAAGAUUAUCUGUGCACAUUUUCUUGAGUUCCAGAAUCCCUUCCUGUCAUUUUAACUGUAUGAAAGCUGAGUAAA